GGACAUUGACCAACCUUCCCAACAACUGUACCUUCAUGAUGAAGAAUUUGAUUCUAUUCCUUCUCUUUGUUCUUUCUGGGCUUUCAUGGAGUCAACAAGUUAAUUAUGAACCCAGUUUCCAAGUGGGCAAGAAGUAUAUAUACAACUAUGAAAGCAUGCUUUUAAGUGGACUGCCUGAAAGGGGACUGGGAAGAGCUGGGAUAAGUCUGAGGGGCAAAGUUGAAAUCAGUAGCACAAAACUCAAGUUCCCAUUUAUGAAGAUGAACUCAGUUGCUGUGGCUGACUAUAAUGGCAAAUGGCCAACAGAUAUAUUUGUUGACUCACCAAGCCUCACACAGGUUCUGAAAUCCCAGCUUGCCCAACCAAUCAAGUUCCAAUACAAUGGGGGUCAUGUUGGAGAUAUUUACGCUCCAGAAUCAGUGUCAGAGAAUGCUCUGAAUAUCUAUAAAGGUAUCCUGAACAUGUUGGAACUGACCAUUGAAAAGGCACAAAACACCUACAAUUUGCCAGAGAUCAGCAUCAGCGGCCGCUGUAACACAACGUACGUUAUUAAAGAAGACAAAAAAGACAGCUUGGUCUAUAUCACUAAGUCAAAGGACUUGAACGACUGUACGGAAAGUGUCAGGAUGAAUGCCGGCUUCGCUUACGCCGUCAAAUGCAGGGAAUGCAAACCGCCCAACAGAAACUCCCGAUCCACCUCCACUUCUACUUACAAGAUAAAAACUUCAAAGGGGAAGCCCUUGAUUAUUUAUGCUGAGGUGCAGGAAAUACAUCAAUUCACCCCUUUUAAUGAGCUGACUGGAGGAGAAGCAGUGACUCAAGUAUGGCAGAAACUAGAACUACUCUAUAUAGAGAAUGCAUCCUCAGAAAACCAAGAGACCAGAUUUCAGAAUCGAGGGAACCUUUUCUACCGUUUCGACAGCGAAUUGUUUCAAAUGCCUGUUCACCUGUUCAAAAUCCAAAAUAUAGAGGCUCAGAUAGCAGAUGUAAUGGAGUAUUUGGUCAUCCACAUGGAUCACUUGAUUCCUGGUGAAAUGCCCUCAAAAUUCCUUCAACUGGUCCAGCUCUUCCGAAUGGCUGAUAUCAACACCAUAGAGUCAGUGUGGGAAAAGUAUGCUGACCGAACAUUUUACAGGAGUUUGUUUUUAGAUAUAAUCCCUGCUGUGGCCAGUAUAGAGGCCAUAAGGUUUCUAAGGCUUAAAAUUAACCAGCAAGAACUCAGUGAAUGGGAGACUUUUCAGGCUGUGCUUGUGAGUCUGCAUUUCUGUACAGCAACCCAGGAAGCCAUUAAUGAAGCUAAGUUGAUACUGAAAAAUACCCAAUCACACCCAUGGUAUACUCUCCGCAUCACUGGGUUUCUCGCCUAUGGGUCAUUGGUGUAUAAGCAUUGUGCUGUGUCAGUGAACUGCUCAGAGUCAUCUCUCCAGCCUCUUCAUCAUUUGUUAGCUGAGGCAGCACAGAAAGGUGAUGAAGAGGACAUGAUUCUGGCCCUGAAGUCCAUAGGGAAUGCAGGACACCCAGCCAGUCUAAAGCAGAUCAAGAAAUUCCUACCUGGGUAUUCAUCUGGUGCUUCUGAUCUUCCCAUCAGAAUUCUGAUUGCAGCUGCUCUGUCCCUGAGAAACAUAGGCAAGAGGAACCCCAAAGAGGUUCAAAGAAUUGCCAUUUAUGCCUUCCUCAAACCCAACGUUCCUCCCCAAGUUCGAAUUGUUCUUUCUCUGGUUAUAUUUGAAACAAUCCCAGGAGUCCCAGUAUUGGCAACCAUGGCCAAUGCCAUGCAUAAGGAACGCAGCUUGCAAGUGGCUAGCUUUGUCUACUCCCAGAUGAAGGCUUUGGGGAGAAGCUCAGAUCCUGAACAUCGGUCCUUGGCUUUGGCCUGUAGACUUGCCCUUAGAAUUCUGAGGCCCACACCCUACAAAACCAACUUUAACUUUAAACUCAGCAGAAGCUAUUACUGGGACAACUUCUCAGAACUGCUAAUGGCAGGAUUUGCCUUGAAAUACUAUUCUUUAAAUAAGGCAGGCAGUACAAUCCCACCUGAGAUUAUUAUUGCACUAAAAGCAAACUUCCUUGGGAACACUGCAGAUAUCUUGGAGUUUGAAAUGCACACCCAAGAAAUGUUGGCUACGAUUCUGAAAAAAAAUCUAUCCAGAAGUGAUUCAUAUAUGGUGGAGGAUAUCAAGAAUUUCAUAAAGAUGCUUCCAGACUGGAAGGCGAUCCCUUCUGAUAAAUCACCUAUUUCCCUGUAUUUGAAGUUAUUUGGACAAGAGAUUUUUUGGUAUGAAUUUGAUAAACGAGAAAUCUGGAUGGCAAUUCAGGCAUUUGGGCAACCUGAGGGAAGACUCCAGAUAAUCAAAAAGAUCCUUGACACUCUUCAAAAUGGCUACAAUAAUCGUUGGGUAAAACCACUCCUCUUCUCAGAAAUCCGUACCAUCAUGCCAACCUCCUUUGGGCUGCCCAUAGAAAGAAGCUUCUAUUACAUAUCUGUGACAAGCCUGGAUGGAAAUGUUCAAUCUCAGAUCUCGCCUGUGCCAUCUGCCAAUUUUAGAUUAGUGGACUUAUUCAAUAUGAACAUUGAAACAUACCUAAAAGCAAACCUAAGCACCGAAAAACAUAUUAUUGCUGUCAUGGGAGUUAACACACAUCUUUUACAAGCUGUAAUUGAAGUUUAUGCAAGAAUACAAGCAGAUAUCCCUUUGGAUAUGAUUUCUUUGCUUAAUUUUAAGGCACAAUCUUUCAAAUUUGUAUUUCCACCAUUUAUUCAAGACACUGAAAUUGCCUACAUAAGUUCUGAAACAAAUGCAGUUACCAGAAAUAUUGAAGCGCCAUCCCCUGCUAAAAUGACUCCAGUCAUCGGGUUUCAUCUUCGUGACUCCUACCAAGAUCCAUUCAAUUCCACGUCAGCAUCCAAAGUCCAGCGGAUAAAAGGGGAGACACCAUCUUUAAAUAUUUCUGAAGGAGAUUCAAGCAGAGAUGUCAUCUCUGUUUUUCAAACGGUGUGUUAUGAUGUGAGCAUCUUAGGCUUGAAGCUUUGCUUUAUGUAUAUGAGCAUCUCGGCUGCACAUAUUAAGCCUGUUCCCCUCUACCAUAUCAUCGGGAAGCAUGUUAUUAUAGUGAAUGCUUGGCCAGAACUAGCAAUGGAGAAAGUCCAAGUGGCCAUUCAGAUAGGUCCUGAGGCUCCAGCAAAGAUGGUGCGGUUAGUGCAUUUUGAAGCAGAGAACUCAUCCGAAGAAGAAAGAGGCACAUUUAAAGGACUGGAAGAAAUGGACGAGCCCACUUUCCUUGGAGACACUUUACCCCCAACAGUAACAGUGAUAGUCCAAGCAAUUCGGACUGACAACAAGGAGCAGGGUUUUCAAGUCACAGGCUAUGUUCAUUCUAACAGCAGCAAAGUCAACAUGCAACUAGUGGGGGUUCCCCUGACCAACGAGAAGUGGAAAAUCUGUGUUGAUGCAACUGUGUUACCCCUAAAAACCAAGGGCAGGCUGAGAUGGGGCACGAAUUGUAAGGAUUACAACAUAGAAGCUCAGGCUGCUGUGGGCCAGAUAACAAAGAAACCAGCCAUGCAGGUGAAGAUCAACUGGGGAAGACUUCCAUUUUUUCUUGAGACAGUAUUCAAAAAGACUUUAAAAUAUGUCUCAGACAUAGCAUGGGCAUCUGGCUUUUCUGAAACACAGGGGGGAAAAUCAUCUCACCAAGCCGUAUUUCAGGCAGUGGCUACAUCUUCCCAGACAAUCCACACAGUUAUUAAAAUUCCAGAGGUUAACCUUUAUUACUCAACAUUUCUGGUUCCAUUUGCUUUGCCUAUAGAAUCAUCACCUGUGUUUAAUACUAGUACCCUGACGGUUUGGAACUUCCUUUCAGAAAUAGCUUUCCGUAUAAAGAAAGAGGAUGAAGCCCAGUGUGAAGUCAGUGAAAAUGCCUGGAAAACAUUUGAUGGUGUGGAGUUCAAGUGUUCCCAUCCUCACAAUCACAAGCUUGUUGUGGCCAAGGAUUGCCAUGUGGCCCCCAAAUUUGUGAUUCUCACACAGAAAGAAUUGAUCAAUGCCACAAGAGAGGUUUUCCUGUUUUUGGGGAAAAGGAGAAUAGCAAUCUAUCCAUCUGCAUCAUCAAAUCUUUAUGUAAUUUUGGAUGGCACCCCACUAUUAACAAAUGAAGCUAUAUAUGAAGAGAAAGAAGAUUACAUAAAUAUUUACCAACAAAAUGGGAGCAUUACUAUAUUAGCAUCUGAAUUUGGAUUAGAAGAAUUAGUUUAUGAUGGCAAAAUACUUAAGAUUACCAUCUCUUCUUGGAUGAGAGGGAAGACUUGCGGAAUUUGUGGAAAAGCAAAUUGGGAGACUCAAGACGAACUGGAAAUGCCCAAUCAGAAGCAGGCUCAUGACUGCACAGCUUUUUUUCAUGCAUGGUUGUUGGUAAAAGAAAACUGUGACAAAGGUUAG
Molecule: messenger RNA, 4436 nt
Organism: Dromiciops gliroides (monito del monte)
Lineage: Eukaryota; Metazoa; Chordata; Mammalia; Microbiotheria; Microbiotheriidae
Product: vitellogenin-1-like
Exons: 30
Coding region: 36-4436 (1466 amino acids)
Biological process (GO): lipid transport
Molecular function (GO): lipid carrier activity
Source: RefSeq, a predicted model, not a curated record